Ilex paraguariensis (yerba mate) is the source of this 3725-nucleotide messenger RNA. NCBI's taxonomy places the organism in Eukaryota, Viridiplantae, Streptophyta, Magnoliopsida, Aquifoliales, Aquifoliaceae. The record is from the annotation of a GenBank genome assembly.
AUUUGUUGGCCUUCUAAAGAGCUGGCGACAAAUUGAGUUUUUUUUUCUUCAAAUAUGAAACUGUUAGUACGGGUAAUUGAAGCUAGAGAUAUACCAGCUAUGGAUCUAAAUGGGUUUAGUGACCCAUAUGUUAAAUUACAGCUGGGGAGGCAAAGGUUCAGGAGUAAAGUGGUGAAGAAAUGCUUGAAUCCUUCGUGGUGUGAAGAAUUUACUUUUAGAGUGGAGGACUUGAAGGAAGAGCUUGUUAUCUCUGUUUUGGACGAAGAUAAGUACUUCAAUGAUGAUUUUGUUGGCCAGAUCAAAGUUCCCAUGUCUCUGGUAUUCGAUGCCAAUGACAAAUCCCUCGGAACUGCCUGGUACCCCUUGCAGCCCAAAAACAAGAAGGCCAAGACCAGGGACUGUGGCGAAAUUCUUCUCACAAUAUGUUUCACGCAAAACAAUUCAUUUAUGGACUUGCAACCGCUUGGCGAUCUUGUACCACCAUUGAGGAAGUGUGCAGAUACAACAGUUGAAUCACCAUCAAGGUCUUGUAAUGGCCCUAGGAGAUCGCCUUCUCCAAUGAGAUUAGAUGAUGUUGCUUCUUCUAAGGAGGACAAGUCACAAAUACAAACAUUUGCUGGUCGAAUUGCUCAAAUUUUCAACAAAAAUGGGGAUACGCUAUCCAAUGCCUUAGAUAAAGGCCCUGACUUGUCAGAGUUACCUGAAAUUGCCGAUACUCAAGUUUACGAGAACAAAUCUGAGGGGCAACCUUCAUCUAGCAAUUUUGAAGCAUUAAUGAAAAGCAUGGAGAUGAGAGAUCAAGGAAGUGAAAUACCAAGCAAUUUACCUGGAGGAGUACUUCUCGACCAAUUGUAUGCGAUUGCAUCACCUGAAAUGAAUUCCUUACUCUUUUCGCCAGAUUCAGAUUAUCUCAAAUCUUUAGCAGAUUUGCAAGGAUCUACAGAACUGCAAAUAGGUACUUGGAAAUCUGAGAACAGUGGUGAGUGCCUGAAAAGAGUGAUUAGUUAUAUGAAGGCUGCAACAAAAUUAAUUAAGGCUUUGAAAACAACAGAGGAGCAAACAUACAUCAAAGCUGAUGGGAAGGUUUUUGUAGUUUUGGCAAUCGCAAGCACUCCGGAUGCUCCAUAUGGGAACAGUUUUAGGGUAGAAGUGCUUUACUGCAUCACUCCGGGGCCUGAAUUGCCAUCAGGCGAACAGUCUUCUCGAUUGGUAGUAUCAUGGCGAAUGAAUUUCCUGCAAAAUAUUAUGAUCAAGGGCAUGAUAGAAGGAGGAGCCCGACAAGGUUUAAAGGAAAGCUUUGAUCAUUACGCAAGUUUAUUAGCUCAGAAUGUGAAACCAGUUGAAACGAAGGACAUUUGUUCUGAUAAGGAACAGGUUUUGGCAUCUCUACAGGUGGAGCCCCAAUCUGAUUGGAAGCUGGCGGUUCAGUAUUUUGCUAAUUUCACGGUAAUUUCAACAAUCUUUAUGGGAUUGUAUGUAGUUGUGCACAUCUGGCUAGCCAUGCCAAGCAUGAUUCAAGGACUUGAGUUCGUUGGGCUAGACUUGCCAGAUUCAAUUGGAGAAGUGAUUGUGUGUGGAGUUUUGGUUCUUCAAGGGGAACGGAUGCUAGAGUUAAUAUCACGCUUCAUGCAGGCCAGAGUGCAAAAAGGCAGUGAUCAUGGAGUCAAAGCACAAGGGGAUGGCUGGUUGCUGACUGUUGCCUUGAUUGAAGGAAGCAAUUUAGCAGCUGUUGAUUCAAGCGGGUUCUCUGAUCCAUAUGUGGUGUUUACUUGCAAUGGGAAGACUAGAACCAGCUCAAUUAAAUUCCAGAAAUCUAAUCCUCAGUGGAAUGAAAUAUUUGAAUUUGAUGCAAUGGAUGAGCCUCCAUCGGUGUUGGAUGUGGAAGUUUAUGAUUUUGAUGGGCCUUUUGAUGAAGCUACAUCUCUUGGACAUGCUGAAAUCAACUUCCUAAAGUCUAAUAUAUCAGAUUUAGCUGAUGUGUGGCUUCCUCUUCAAGGGAAAUUAGCUCAGGCAUGUCAAUCUCAGUUGCAUUUAAGAAUUUUCUUGAACAAUACAAGAGGUAGCAAUGUUGUUAAAGACUAUUUGACUAAGAUGGAGAAAGAGGUGGGAAAGAAGAUAAGAUUGCGGUCACCUCAAACAAAUUCAGCAUUUCAGAAACUCUUUGGGCUUCCACCAGAGGAAUUUCUCAUUAAUGAUUUUACUUGUCACUUGAAACGCAAAAUGCCCCUCCAGGGUCGUCUGUUUCUGUCAGCAAGAAUAAUUGGGUUCCAUGCUGAUCUUUUUGGACACAAGACGAAGUUCUUCUUUCUAUGGGAGGACAUAGAAGACAUUCAAGUGGUUCCUCCUACAUUGUCAUCAAUGGGCAGUCCGAUUGUUGUGAUGACAUUACGGCCAGGCAAAGGCUUGGAUGCAAGGCAUGGGGCAAAGACUCAGGAUGAGGAAGGCAGGCUGAAGUUUCAUUUCCACUCCUUUGUGUCCUUUAAUGUGGCACAAAGGACAAUCAUGGCACUGUGGAAGGCUAGAGCUCUGAGUCCUGAGCAGAAGGUACAAAUAGUUGACGAAGAAUCUGAAGCUAAAAGCCUCCAGAUUGUUGAAGAAGAAUCUGUAGCCGAAAACCUCCAAGUAGUAGAAGAAGAAUCUGAAACCAAAAGCCUCCAAACGGAAGAGACUGGAUCCUUCCUGGACCUUGAGGAUGUCAAGAUGUCUAUGGCUUAUUCUUCUGUUAUUUCUGUUCCUACCAGUUUCUUCCUGGAGUUAUUCAGUGGGAGUGAAAUGGACCGUAGGGUUAUGGAAAGAGUUGGUUGUUUGAAUUAUUCUCAGAGUCCUUGGGAAUCCGAAAAGGCUGAUGUAUAUCAGAGGCAACUUUAUUACAAAUUUGAUAAACGUAUUUCUCGUUAUAGAGGAGAGGUGACAAGCAUUCAACAAAAAUCUCGGCUUUCUGAUAGAAAUGGUUGGCUCAUUGAAGAGGUCAUGACUCUCCAUGGGGUUCCACUUGGGGACUUUUUCAAUCUUCACCUGAGAUACCAAGUUGAGAAUCUGCCCUCAAGAUCCAUCGGAUGUAAUGUCCAAGUACAUUUUGGAAUUGCAUGGCUGAAAAGCACCAGACAUCAGAAAAGGAUCACGAAAAACAUUCUUUCAAAUCUGCAAGAGCGCCUCUUGGUCAUGUUCAGUAUACUUGAGAAAGAAUUUGUGUCAGGAAAGUAGAUGAAAACUGUAGUCUUGGCGUUAAUUUUUCCAAUUGAAAUGGAAAGAGUUGAUCUUUUUCGAAGCACCAUCUUUCUGUAAUCGCUCAUUUGUCUUGGUGCAUCGUUAACUGAACAGAGCAUUCUGACGGAAGACUGAAGCUAAGUUGCAUAACUCAAGUGGACCAUAUAAAUUUGGGUACCUUACGGUAUUUGUGUGCAUCACAGAUGGAGCUCCACCGGAAUGAGCCUUCAGCACCGGUUUGGAUGAGUAAUGCAGUUCGAGGUGACUGCAGACUGCUGGUGAUGUUCACAGAAGCUAAAAGCAGUUAUUGGUUGGAACUUUGUUGAGAUAUAAUACGAUAUCAAGUUGGUGCUGAAGAUUGUGUCUACACUUGCAUUUAGUGUCAUUUUAAAGCACCAAUAGUUUGUGCCUGUUUGGAUAUGCUGUCAAAAAAGUGUAGAAAAGUAUUAGAAAAGAGUAUUUUGAUUUUUUUUGUAUCCUAUAACUUGUUUGAUUUUAUGAUUUUGAAAAUAAUUUUA